Molecule: messenger RNA, 2012 nt
Organism: Microcebus murinus (gray mouse lemur)
Lineage: Eukaryota; Metazoa; Chordata; Mammalia; Primates; Cheirogaleidae
Gene: CHEK2
Product: checkpoint kinase 2
Biological process (GO): mitotic DNA damage checkpoint signaling; protein phosphorylation
Cellular component (GO): nucleus; cytoplasm
Molecular function (GO): protein binding; ATP binding; protein serine/threonine kinase activity
Source: RefSeq, a predicted model, not a curated record
GUUUUGAUUGGCUGAGGGUGGAGUUUGUAUAUGCAGGUUUAGCGCCACUCUGCUGGCUGCGGCUGCGGAGAUUGUGGGGCACCAGGUGGGCUCCCGCGUUGUCAGGGCAGAGAAGUCUUCCUCAAAAAGCUGCAGGAAAGACCCAGCCUGGCUAGUAUUAGACCAGCAGAUCUGGAGUGGCAAACUCAGCUGUGGCAUCACCUUCCUGGUCGUGAUGUCUCGGGAGACAGACGUGGAGGGUCAGCAGUCCCACGGCAGUGCCUCCUCGCAGUCCCUCGGAGUCGGUGCCUGUUCACAGCCCCAAGGUGGCUUCACCCAGUCCCAAGGCUCACAGUCCCAUGGCUCCUCCUCACAGUACCAGGGCUCAUCUACCUCUUCUACCAGCACAGUGCCUACCUCCAGCCAGUCCUCCCACUCCAGCUCUGGCACCCUGAGCUCCUUAGAGACAGUGUCCACUCAGGAACUCUAUUCUAUUCCUGAGGACCAAGAACCUGAGGAGCCUGUUCCUACCCCUUGGGCUCGAUUAUGGUCCCUUCAGGAUGGAUUCUCCAAUCUUGAGUGUGUUAAUGAUAGCUACUGGUUUGGGAGGGACAGAAGCUGUGACUAUUGCUUUGAUGAACCACUACUGAAAAAAACAGAUAAAUACCGGACAUAUAGCAAGAAACACUUUCGGAUUUUUAGGGAAAUGGGUCCUAAAAACUCUUACAUUGCGUACAUCGAAGAUCACAGUGGGAAUGGAACUUUUGUAAAUACCGAGCUUGUAGGGAAAGGAAAACGCCGUCCUUUGAGUAACAAUUCUGAAAUUGCACUUUCACUAUGCAGAAAUAAAGUUUUUGUAUUUUUUGAUCUGACUGUAGAUGAUCAGUCAAUUUAUCCUAAGGAAUUAAGAGAUGAAUACAUCAUGUCAAAAACUCUUGGAAGUGGUGCCUGUGGAGAGGUAAAGCUGGCCUUCGAGAGGAAAACAUGUAAAAAAGUAGCUAUAAAGAUCAUUAGCAAAAGGAAGUUUGCUAUUGGCUCAGCAAGAGAGGCAGACCCGGCUCUCAAUGUUGAAACAGAAAUAGAAAUUUUGAAAAAAUUAAAUCAUCCUUGCAUCAUCAAGAUUAAAAAUUUUUUUGAUGCAGAAGAUUAUUAUAUUGUUUUGGAAUUGAUGGAAGGAGGAGAGCUGUUUGACAAGGUGGUGGGGAAUAAACGCCUGAAAGAAGCUACCUGCAAGCUCUAUUUUUACCAGAUGCUCUUGGCUGUGCAGUACCUUCAUGAAAAUGGCAUUAUACCGGACUUAAAGCCAGAGAAUGUCUUCUGUCGUCUCAAAAAGAACUGCCUGAUAAAGAUUACUGAUUUCGGGCAGUCCAAGAUUUUGGGGGAGACCUCUCUCAUGAGAACCUUAUGUGGUACCCCCACCUACUUGGCUCCUGAGGUUCUUGUAUCCGUUGGUACUGCUGGGUAUAACCGUGCUGUAGACUGCUGGAGUUUAGGAGUUAUUCUUUUUAUCUGCCUUAGUGGGUAUCCACCUUUCUCUGAGCAUAAGACUCAAGUGUCCCUGAAGGAUCAGAUCACCAGUGGAAAAUACAACUUCAUUCCCGAAGUCUGGGCAGAUGUCUCAGAGAAGGCUUUGGACCUUGUCAAGAAGUUGUUGGUAGUGGAUCCAAAGGCGCGUUAUACAACAGAAGAAGCUUUAAGACACCCGUGGCUUCAGGAUGAGGACAUGAAGAGAAAAUUUCAGGAUCUGCUGUCUGAGGAAAAUAAAUCCUCAAUUUUACCCCAGGUUCCAGCUGAGCCUUCCACUAGUCGAAAGCGGGCCCCCGAAGGGGAAGCAGAGGAUGCCGAGACCACAAAGCGCCAGGCUGUGUGUGCUGCUGUGUCUUGAUCAUUGUGGUUUGAACUUGAAAGAAAUCUACCUUCUUUCAGUCUGUUGACGUCUUUUCUUUAAGUUUUUUUAAAAUAGUAUUUUAAUUAUGGGAAUAAUUGUUUUUUCUACAAUCAUUGAUGUACAAUUAAAAACCUAAUGGAACCUG